GGGACUACUUAGUGCUCAUUACUAGAACAGAUAUUCUUAUAGUUUAUAGGGCAUACAAUAUAGCAUCUACAAAUCUCCAGAUACCUCUAGGUAAAUUGUAUACUUUCUGAUGGCCUGUCAGUUGCCAAGAGGAAGUCCCUGCCCUGGACUAUUUGCAUAAAGUCCCCCCCCCCAGCCCACCCCAUGAGAAUCGUCAUGCUCCCAAGAUCUACUUUGCGAACUGUGUCAACACUGUGUGUGAAGAUGACUGCGCGUCAGGCCAUUCUAUGCGCUUUCUCCAUUGCUGUCUUUUUAUUAGAUCAGGGAUGCUGUGCAAGGAGUAACAGUUCAGAAGAAUCAGAUAUGGUGCAGUACCAAACUCGCUUUAUUGCUGUGAGAAAAGGCCGGACUGUUAAUAUACUAUGUGGAUGUUGGAGCAUGCAAUUCCCUGUCCAACGUAAUGUCUCCUGGUAUCGUGGACAUCAAGAUGGCUCGGUGAUCACUUAUCUGAACCUCGAGCCCCACAUUACAACAAAUGGAAUAAGUCUGAAAAUUCAAAACGUGCAAAGAAAAGACAUGGGCAUCUACUUCUGUACCUACAAUACCACUAAAAAGAUAAAGCAGCCACACUGUGGGACGGAGCUGAUGAUAGUGGGUUCUGCGAAUGCUGAAAUGGCAAAGUCAAGAAAUACAAUGAAAGACACAAUCAUAGUGAUACAGACAAUUCUUAUUGUGCUCUUCUUAGUGGUGCCUGUAAACCUUCUAAGAGGGAUGAAUAGAAAACGCAAUUUGAAGAUGGAAGACCAUACAUAUGAGGGUCUGGAGGCAUAUCAGACAGCAACCUACGAGGACAUCCAAACUGUACGAGUCCUUGCAGCAAAGACCAUGGAGGGAGAGCACCCGUGUCUGGAGUAGGAGUGACUCCGUGAAGCAUAUUUUACCCUUUAUUAUUAAACUAUAGACCAGAACGCACUGGUUGGACACAAAAUCCUGACAGUGAACAUUGUACAGCGAUGAAAAUGGCCGUGUCACAGACUGACUGUAGCAACAGACUACUAUGUUACUGUCCCAGCAGAAGACCAGUGGGAUCUUGUUCUCUUUUACCUGCCUGACCUAAGGAGCAGACGGGAAUGGCAUGCAUCUAGCUUUAGCAAUGUGUAAUCUGCUACAUUUACCACCUAUGAAAAUCAUACUGUAUGUACUACAUUAUAUAUAUAUAUAUAUAUAUAUAUAUAUAUAUAUAUAUAUAUAUAUAUAUAUACAGUGUUCCCUCAACUUACAAUGGCCUCAACAUACAAUAUUUUCUACAUACAAUGGUCUUUUUUGGACCAUUGUAACUUGAAACUAGACUCAACAUACAAUGUUAUGGAAUGUGCAAAACGUGUCAAUGGCUGAAAGAACCGACCAAUCAGAAUGGGAAUUCACUGAUAAAACCCCUGUAUUACUGAAGUGCAUGCACUGACUGGCUGUCUGGUAGCGCCCCCUACAGUACAGGGAGGUACUACAUGUUCUGUACUACUUUUAACCCAUGCCAUGGUUAGCUGCUCCUUUGGACACCAAGUAAGGACGGCUCCAUUUUACUAUUUUAGAACAUUGCGUGUACUGUACAGGACCCUGUCCACUACAUAGACCAGUCUGUCCCAACGAGGGCGCCUCCAGCUGUUGCAAAACUACAACUCCCAGCAUGCCCGGACAGCCUUUGGCUGUCCGUGCAUGCUGGGAGUUGUAGUUUUGCAACAGCUGGAGGCUCCCUGCUUGGGAAACACUGACAUAAACAGUGAUUUACAGCUCCCAGCAGAUCUUUCUUACUUUUAUAUGUAAGGAUUUGCUUUAUCUGUAUUGGUUAUCUACUUAUUUUUCUUUAAUCCUCACUUUUUCCUAUUUUUGGAUGACAUUUUGGGGCUUCAGAAUCAAUUACGAGGUUUCCAUAGAGUUCUGGUCUCAACAUACAAUGGUUUCAACAUACAAUGGUCGUCCUGGAACCGAUUAAUAUUGUAACUUGAGGGACUAUUGUAUAUAUAUACACACACACACUUACUGGCCACUUUAUUAGGUACAAAUGUUCAAAUAGCUAGUCAGCCAAUCACAUUGCAGCAACUGAAUGCAUUUAGGCAUGUAGAUGAGGUCAAGACAACUUGUUGAAGUUUGAACCGAGCAUGAGAAUGGGGAAGAAAGGGUGUUUAAGUAACUGAAAUUCCCAUCAUUGAUGCCAUCAUGUCCAUAUGGCCGAAAAUCUCUGAGGAAUGUUUCUUGCACUGUUUAGAAAAUAUGCAAUGAAGAACGAAGGCAAAUGGGGGUCCCAACUGGUACUAGCAAGGUGUACCUAAUAAAGUGGCUAGUGAGCAUAUAUUGUAGCUAUCACAAAUUGUUCCGAUGUCUUGCUUAUAUAAAGAUUAAAACAGCUUAAAGGGGUACUCCGGUGGAAAACAUUUUUUUUUUAA
Molecule: messenger RNA, 2420 nt
Organism: Hyla sarda
Lineage: Eukaryota; Metazoa; Chordata; Amphibia; Anura; Hylidae
Gene: CD79B
Product: CD79b molecule
Exons: 7
Coding region: 184-894 (236 amino acids)
Biological process (GO): B cell receptor signaling pathway; B cell differentiation
Cellular component (GO): external side of plasma membrane; B cell receptor complex
Source: RefSeq, a predicted model, not a curated record